Messenger RNA from Anastrepha obliqua, 2551 nucleotides. RefSeq names its product translocation protein SEC63 homolog (gene Sec63). Bases 218 to 2500 code for a protein of 760 amino acids. The record is from RefSeq and is a predicted model, not a curated record. Gene Ontology annotation, biological process: SRP-dependent cotranslational protein targeting to membrane; post-translational protein targeting to endoplasmic reticulum membrane. Gene Ontology annotation, molecular function: RNA binding; transmembrane protein transporter activity. Lineage: Eukaryota; Metazoa; Arthropoda; Insecta; Diptera; Tephritidae. Gene Ontology annotation, cellular component: Sec62/Sec63 complex. The transcript is spliced from 6 exons.
CAGACGUGUCAGUAGACAACGAAAUGAAGAUUGGUGUUUUGUUCACGACGCAAAAUCUUUCCACUUUCUUUUUAAUUUUGACUAAAAAAUUUAAUAAGUCUUAAAAUAAAAUCAUUGCCCCGUCUUCGUGGAGGAUACAGAAUUCACGUGUGUUCAUUUCAAGAGGCAUUGGAAGACAUUUGUGAAACCAGAGAAGGCGAAAAAGUUCUGAGUCAACAUGGCGGGGCAAAAGUUUCAAUACGAUGAAAGCGGCGGAACAUUUUAUUAUUUUUUAUUAUCUUUCCUGGCUUUAAUACUUGUACCAACCACAAUUUAUUAUUGGCCACGUAAGAAGAAAGAAGAUCCUAAUAAACUGAAAGAAGAAUGCCAAUGUUCAGACUGCAUAAAGAAGAAAGUUAUCUUGGCAGCAGCAGAGCCAUACCGUGUGCUGAAAUCAUUCCUCGUUAAACUAUGCUUAGUAUUUGGUUGGUCACUCCUCGUUUUACUUGCUUAUCGCGUAUCUCAGUUCGAUUAUGAAAUGGCCAGUUUUGAUCCAUUCGAAAUUCUACAGUUGCCACCUACAGCAUCUAUGGAAGAAAUUAAAAAAACGUACCGUGAAUUGUCGCGAGUACUGCAUCCAGAUAAACCUACUGGUGAUGAGAAAUCGUUCAUGAUGCUACGCAAAGCAUAUCAAGCACUCACCGACGAAACAGCCAAACAAAAUUAUGAGAAAUAUGGUAAUCCAGAUGGGCCAGGUGCAAUGUCCUUUGGUAUAGCAUUACCUUCAUGGAUCGUUGAAAAAGAAAAUUCGGUCUGGGUACUAGGCCUCUACGGUUUGAUCUUUAUGGUGGCACUGCCCUCUGUUGUGGGCAUGUGGUGGUAUCGUUCAAUACGUUUUUCUGGCGACAAAGUGCUUUUAGAUACCUCGCAAAUGUAUUUCUAUUUCAUACAUAAAACUCCACACAUGUUGCUGAAGCGUGCACUUAUGAUUUUAGCUGCUAGCUUAGAGUUUGAUAAACGACAUAACUCUCAGGUUGUCGAGCGACAAUCGGACAACGAAGAAGUUCCAGCACUUAUUCGUCAGCUUCCUAAUCUGAAUGAGAAAUGCAAGGAACACCCCCUAUGUCGAAUGUAUUCAAUUAAAGCGCGUGCCAUAUUGCACGCUCACCUUUCACGCAUUGCUCUCAAUGGAGAUACACUGGAGAAAGAUCGACAAUUUAUUGUAAAAAAGUGUCCAUACCUAAUUCAAGAAAUGGUUUCCUGCGUUCAUCAAUUGGUAAUGUUAGCAUAUGCCAGGCGUGUGCCACGUCUUCCCAGCAUCGAGACCAUAGAGAAUUGUAUGAAACUAUCUCCUAUGAUUAUACAAGGUCUGUGGGAAUUCAAAUCCCCCUUACUUCAAUUACCUCACCUCACAGAAGAUCAGCAUCUAUAUUAUAUAAAUAAAAAACGGCACAUCAAGAAUUUGCAACAGUUCGCUCAACUGAAACCCGAUGAAAGCAGACAACUGUUAAAAAGCCUCUCUGAUUUUGAGUAUGAAAAUGUUAUGAAAGUUUUGGGGAAGUUGCCACUGAUUGAUUUCUCCAUUCGUUGUGAAGUAAUUGAUGAUGAGAAUACAAAUGUUGUAACAGCUGGCGCAAUAGUGACUGUUACUGUAACGCUAGUGCGCAAGGACAUGAAGACAUUAUUUGGGGACGCUAAAGUACCAGAAAAGCAAGGCAUCAAGGAUGAUGAAGAAGCAAUGGGUGGUGGUGAUGAAGAAGAGACUUCGGCUGCUGCUACACUACCCGUUAAGAAACCAUCUGCCUGGGGUAAGCAACGUAAGGGGAAAGGUGGCAAGGGUGGUAAGAAAUCGGGGAAUAAUCAAAAGCGCAAAGCACCACCUACAAACGCGGCACAACAGAGCAAAACUGCUAUUUCUACGUCUUCUGCAAAUGCGGAGGGUCAAGAACAAAACGAAGAUUCAGACUCCGAUGCAGACGCCAGCGAUUUGGACGAGAAAGACUUAUCCGGCGACGAGUCUGACAGUGACAAACCACAUAACAAUAAGAGUGAGGCAUAUGAUGAUGAUGAUGACGAUGAGGCUUGGGAAAGAUUGCAAGCCAAACUUAAUAAGCGUGAAAAAUUGGAAGGUAAAUCGCGCAUAUCUCACACAGUACACUGUCCCUACUUCCCUGAAGAAAAACAAGAAUACUGGUGGACGUAUAUCUGUGAUCGCAAAUCACGAUCGCUUCUCACGGCACCCUACCAUGUCACUAGUCUUGUGGAUAAGGAAGAAAUACAGUUGAAAUUUACUGCACCGCGUUGGCCAGGCCUAUAUACAUUUACAGUCUGUUUAAGAUCAGAUUCUUAUCUGGGCAUGGACCAACAGCAAGAGUUGAAACUGGACGUUAAGAAAGCGCCUGUCCCACCUACAGAUCACCCACAAUGGGACCUUAGUGAAUCAGAGCCCGAAAACCAUGAACAGCAUGACAACUCCAGCGAUUUCACGACUGACAGUUCAGAGGACGAGGGUACCGAAUAGAAACAUUAUAAUGCUAGCGUCUGAAAUAUAAAAAUUAUAUAAUGACUACAA